Molecule: messenger RNA, 2713 nt
Organism: Electrophorus electricus (electric eel)
Lineage: Eukaryota; Metazoa; Chordata; Actinopteri; Gymnotiformes; Gymnotidae
Cellular component (GO): nucleoplasm; cytoplasmic stress granule
Molecular function (GO): RNA binding
Source: RefSeq, a predicted model, not a curated record
CCGUUGCUUCCGUACGAAUACAUUCAACAAGACGUCGUCAGGCUGCAAAGAAUCCUCUUCCACAGCUCAAUAAAUCGGCAGAUUAACAUAUAGACAUGCACAUCAAAACAGGUACCUGGGAAGCAACUAAUACAGUGUGUGAGUCUGACCCACUGUGUGACCCCGCGGUACUUGUUUCACCCCCAAAACCGGAGCCACACAUACGUAACCGGCGCCUCUCUCCUGGCUCCAGUGGUUGUGGAGGUGGAGGAGGCUGUGCAUCUGAAGUGGACAAACUGCCCCCACGCCAGACACCCUCCGGCAACCCAGACGUCGACGUCCAGGCCCCCAUCGCAGACAGGGAGCGGCGAGCCCAGUACAGGGGGCGGGGCCCUCGGCGGGAGGGAGCCAGUCCAGCGGCUCGAGGAGGGGAGAAGCUCCUCAGGUCUGCUCUGGCCCAUGUACAAAAGGACAGGUGGGUGGGGGAGACCCUAACAUCUCUCAGACCACCACCUGCCUUCCCCGUGAAGGACAGCCCCGCAAAGCUGCAGCCUGCAGUUAGCUACGCCUCCAAGGUGAAGGCGGGCGGGGCCUCAGGGGGUGUGGCUGAAGAGCCACCAGGCAUCCGUGUACUUCUGCAGAAUCAGUGGGGGCUCAGCUUCAUCAGUGACGGCCCGCCGACAGAGAGCACAGCCUUGGUGGUGCCUCAGGAUGUUCCAGAGGGGAGCCCAACUGCAACGCUGCACCCUGUCACCGGAGAGGUGAGCGCUGAAGAGCCAGCCACCUCAGAGUCAUUGGCGGUGUCUUUGUCCAGCCAGUGCCCAAAGGAACCUGAGCGUUUUGCAGAGCUCCUGCUAACUACUCAUCAUUUAGUAGAGCCUGUGCAGUAUCAUACUCAAGAAUGGAGCGCAAUAUUGUGGAAACAGAAAGAAGAUCCUGCAAAGGUCGUCUGGUACCGGGACACCUCGUAGCAGCUUCCCCAGUGCAUGUGUACAACUUAGCAACACACUUACUCCAUACAUACACUUUUUUUUUCAUCUCUCUCUCUAGCAGGCUUAUAUGACUCUCAGGUUGUUCUUUCCACACCUAUUUGCACUGAUCUCCACACACAACUCUCCACCCAUGUGUCUGUAGAAAUUAUGUCUCGGGCACAUUGUUGCCUUAACCUGAGGACCUUCCUAUAAAUCUCUUAUUUUACCUUGGUGGAGAACUCUUUACUCUUUUAGAAUUUGGCAAUCUUGUUGUAAAGAGCUGAAAUUUUACUUGGCAUUUUUCCCUUCCUGUUAAUGUACAAGUGGCCUAUUAAGAACUUUUGUACUUAAACACAUCCUUGUGUCUGGACCCACAGUUUUUUAGAACCGUGUGUGUGUUCAAAGGUGUCAUUCAUUUUGUCUUCACACCAUUAGUGUACAUACUUUUUUGAUGCUGUUUACAUGGAUGCAGCUGCAAGUGUAGCAGCAUCCUGCUCUGUCUGUUCUCAGUGCUGUUUUAAAAGUAUUUCACCCUAGUUUGAAUGUCAUAAAUGUAUAAUGGUUUUUUUUUUUUUUUCUGUUUUCUUAUUUUAAAGGGGCACUGGACAAGAUUCAGACAUUUAAGUGAACAGUGUUGCAUAAUAAAAGCAAAUUAUGAGGCAAAAAAAACCCCUACAAUUUUAUAUGGUGAUUUAUUGUGUGUAACCCUUCUUCCAGAAAAAAAGGGUAAUGGAAAUAUGGAAAUGGGUAGUCUUAAUGAUUAAUAUCCUGAUUGUGUGUAAUGAGAUGCUAUUAUAGUGACUGCAAUCAGAUUUUUUUUUUUUUUGAGAUGCAAAAUGUAGGUGUUAAUAUGGGCCCUCCUAUAAAUCCAAGCAGUCAUCCCCCUCCCCUCCAGUAUUUCAAGUCACAUCUGCAUAAAUGCUGAUGUUGACUAUCUUGAUUCCGUAAAAGGUUCCUACUGCUAUAAAUAUCUGCUUUGUCCAUAUAACCUUUUUCAGAAUCCAUCAUUAAAACAGUGGAACCAGAACAAGGCAGAAGAAUGAAAAUAUUGAUGCCUAAACACACUGCUGUUAGCAUACUUUUUGUAGAGCAACAAGAAAAAUUGAGUAGCAAAAAGGAACCCAGUAGUUGCUAAUUUAAAGACCUACAUGCAUUCAUCUUCAGCUGUAUGUUUCUCUAUACGUUGUUGGAAAACUGCAUGACUGUAAGCAACAGCAACAUGACCAGGGUUUUCUGAAUGCUAUGGACAAUUUAAACCAAAAUCUAAGUUCAUGAGCUUGCAGGUUUUAUUCUGUAGCAAAUUCUCCCAUUUUCUAUUUUAUACAAGUCAGUACGUUUGAGCAUAGAAGUAGGUGCUUCAGGACUCCAGUCUAGGGCUUCAUAAACAAAUACAGAGCAGUUACUAAGUGCUUUCCACCAAAAAAUAAGUAUAUGGAAUGUCAUUCAUGAGAGAUUUGUUAUAUUUAUGGUCAAGUUUAUUUUUCUGCAAUUAAGAAACUUUCUUUAAUAACAACCUUUAAGAUCUUCAUAAAGAAUCUAAAGUGUGAAACCAAGUUGUGAUGCUUAUGUACACAAAUGACAUGCAAAAUUGGCUGCUUUGAAGACAUACUAUUUAUUAAAUGAUCCACAUUUAAUAGAAGCCAGGUAAUCAAGUCUGAACUAUUUAAACUGAUUUUCAUACUAGAUAACUCUUGUCCAAGUUGCAAAAUGCUCUUUCAAGAUUGCUGUGUAGCUGCAUGUCAUUAAAAACUGGUUUUCAAAAA